Molecule: messenger RNA, 1330 nt
Organism: Chanos chanos (milkfish)
Lineage: Eukaryota; Metazoa; Chordata; Actinopteri; Gonorynchiformes; Chanidae
Gene: glt8d1
Product: glycosyltransferase 8 domain containing 1
Exons: 10
Coding region: 134-1246 (370 amino acids)
Cellular component (GO): Golgi apparatus
Molecular function (GO): glycosyltransferase activity
Source: RefSeq, a predicted model, not a curated record
AACGGUGCAUGAUCGUAAAACUUCAUGUUGAGUUGGCGUUUUGGAUGGGAAACCUGAGGGACAUACUGGGCGACCACUACUGUAAUCUAACAGAAGCACGGAACGGUUUUCUUUUUUUAAGUAACAAACUGCAAUGACAUUACGGAAAAUUAACGUGCUCAUCCUUGUGUUGCUUGCCAUUGCUUUUUUCAUAAUUGUGCAUCGGAAUAUCCUGAGUCUCCAUGAUUUCUUGAGGGAGGAGAAUCCAGAGACAGUACCUGGAGGUGUAAUACAUUUUGAAUCAGACCUCACCGAUGAACGUAAGGCAGAGGUCAGGAGAACAGGGGAAGAAAUCCCCGUGGUAAUUACAGCAGCCGAGGAGAGAUUAGGUGCUGUGGUUGCGGCUAUGAACAGUGUCUACCGCAACAGUAAAGCUAACGUUGUUUUUAACAUCGUCACUCUGAAUGAUUCCGUGGAUCAUUUGAGGACCUGGUUAAGUAAAAGUGACCUUAAUGAUAUUAAACAUAAAAUUAUCACAUUUGAGCCAACUAUUCUGAGGGGGAAGAUUCCAAGCGAUCCGCAGAAGGCUGAAACUAUUAAACCGUUGACAUUUGCCAGAUACUACAUGCCAAUGUACUUACCUGAUUCAGAAAAAGCCAUUUACUUAGAUGACGAUGUCAUUGUACAAGGGGAUAUCCAAGAACUUUUUGACACUAAUCUGAAAUCAGGACAUGCUGCUGCUUUCUCUGAUGAUUGUGACUCUACUUCCUCGAAGGGCAUUGUCCGAGGGGCGGGCAACCAGAACAACUACAUUGGAUUUCUGGACUUUAAAAAAGAUGCCAUUAAAAAGCUUGGGAUGAGAGCAAACACAUGUUCGUUCAACCCAGGAGUUAUCGUCGCCAAUCUGACAGAGUGGAAACUCCAGAACAUCACUAAGCAGCUUGAACUUUGGAUGGAACUCAAUGUGAAGGAAGACAUCUACAGUAAGACUUUAGCCGAAAGCGUGACGACUCCUCCCAUGUUGAUUGUUUUCUACAAACACCAUUCAAACAUUGAUCCCAUGUGGCACAUUCGACACCUUGGAGCCAAGGGAGCUGGCAAUCGUUAUUCCCGUCAGUUUGUGAAAGCUGCUAAACUUCUUCACUGGAAUGGACAUUACAAGCCGUGGGGGAGAGCAUCCUCUUUUUCAGACGUCUGGGACAAAUGGUACGUUCCUGACCCAACGGGUAAAUUUCAUCCCAUUCGGAGACACACGGAAGAAAAAUAGACAUGCCUCAACCACUCGGACCCGCUUCGAUGUUCGAACUGUUUUAUUUUUUUUUUUUAAGAGAGAUUGUUUUAGGAGAAUUCA